AUGGCUAUUUCUGAUAAAGAUAAACUGCGCUUGGAUGAGGUACCGAAUGAUCCGAAAAAAUCAACCGCUAAUGUUGCUGACACAGUCAGUGCUCUCAAGAGCCCAGCAUUGAUAGAAUCAGCAACGAACGUGAAGGCAAAAGAAUCGAAAACCCCACCAAGGAAAGAUUCAGACGGGAGCUCGUCUGAGACAACAAGUUCGAGUAGUACGACAAGUGACAGUAAAAGUCAAAGCGUUUCACCAAAUAUUAUUCGAAACCCGUCGAUGUCGUUGCCCCCACUCAAGAGCACCACAUCACUAAACACAACGAAUCUUCCGUCAAUCCCGACCAAAUCGCUGAAUCCCAUCGCAUCAUCUGACCCAAACGCUUUCUCGAAACGUCUCAACGCCUUUCUCAAAGUGCAUUCAAAGUCUGAGGAGGACAGUGCCGAUGAAGUAGAAGAGGAAGAAAUCGAAGAGGAAAUCAACGUUGACGAGUUACUGCAGUCGAAUGGUGAAGAUGACAACGACAGUAUUUCAUUUUAA
Molecule: messenger RNA, 525 nt
Organism: Anisakis simplex (herring worm)
Lineage: Eukaryota; Metazoa; Nematoda; Chromadorea; Rhabditida; Anisakidae
Source: the annotation of a GenBank genome assembly